Molecule: messenger RNA, 1939 nt
Organism: Platichthys flesus (European flounder)
Lineage: Eukaryota; Metazoa; Chordata; Actinopteri; Pleuronectiformes; Pleuronectidae
Product: cdc42 effector protein 3
Exons: 3
Coding region: 636-1247 (203 amino acids)
Source: RefSeq, a predicted model, not a curated record
UUGCAUUAUCCUUUGUGACUAAACGGCCAGCUCACACCGCAACCUGAAUGAUGUCAUCUGACGGCAGGCAACCAGUCUGAAGUGGAGAUGACAGCGAGUUUAGACUGAGGAAAUCUUGAGGAGAAAGAACUGAAGAAAUGCUUCCGACCGGGUGCCUGAAUGCUCUUGUACUCUGACCCCACCUGCCUUAUCUCUUAGGCAAAGAAGACUUUUGCCAAGUGACACACCUGGAGGGUUUUGCAAUGCAGGCGGUGGUUUGACAACAGGAAGGAUUAGGGAAAAAAAAGAAUCAAGUGUCCAAUGACACACACCCAGGCAGCAGUAUGAACACAGGCUGCUCAACGGAGGCUUCCCUGUAACAGCUCAACAAGUCCCUUCAUGUCAAGGACAAGUUUGUCAGGGUGUACAGGUAGACGCAACCUAGUUUCCUGACAGAGACGAGUGUGAGUGAGUGGGAUUCAAAUAUCCCGUAUUUGCUCAGCAGGACAGAUGGCAGUAUGCUCUUAAGCUUCACAACUUCCUAAAGAUUUAUUGUUGAUCAAAGCCGGAGAUACAAAAGGAUACAAAGACUUUUCGGGACCUAUAAAAUCGGAUACAUUUAAUUAUUUAAGUCUCUCUUAACCAUAUCUCCCACAAUGCCGCUGAGAACAUCAUUAUACAGAAAGCAAUCCUCUGCUCGUUGGCCCGGCAGGAACACCAAGCGCCGUGAGGUGCUGUCCGUCAACAUGAUCAGCCUACCGCUGGGUGAUUUCCGCCAUAUCACACAUAUUGGCAACGAUGCCCACACAGACAGCUUUGGGGACCUGUCCUUCCUAAAGAUGGGCCACAACCUGCUUCUUCAAAGCUCCCAGAGUGAACAGAACAUCUUCCUGGCCUGCUCUCCUCCGCCAAAGCCCCCUCGUCUCAACCUGGACGGGACAGACGGUUCGGAGAGCCCUAACUUUUCUGCUGGUCACCACCUCAGCUCCUCCCAGAGGAGGAAGAAAUGCAGCUCUAUGCCGCUGCUGGACAAUGAUGACGUCAAAGUAGACAUAGCAGAGAGGGAUGGGUGCCAAAGAGGGACAAAUGCCGCUUGCGGACCAGGUCGGGGUAGGGUUAAUUCCGACAAGGAUGUAGACGCCAAAGAUUUCUGUGAGAAAACUGCUGGAAAACAAAAGGAGGAGGACAGUGGCUUUUCUUUCAGCCUUGACUUGGGCCCGUCAAUCCUGGAUGACGUGUUACAGGUGAUGGACAAGCAGCACAAUUAGAAACCACUGUCACCAAGCAUCACAGGAGGGUUUAACGACAUGAAUGGAAUAUAAAGAGGAGAUCCAACUCAACUGGUUCUGGGGUACACGCCUCGGAAUUUAUGGACAAUGCAAUAUCCUAAAGAGAUGUUAUUGUUCACAUUCACUUGGAGAUGUAUUUCUGAUUUCAUUAUACUGAGGAACAAAAAAUAAGCUGUGGAGAGAACGGACAACAGCAGUGUUCUGAUGGAUAAACUAACACACUGGAAACACUGAUGGACAGGACAAAGAAUUCUGCCUUCUUUCACAUUUUAUUAAAACAUGUUAACUGUGGAUAAGAUCAUCACAGCAAAGUUAAUAUGAACACCUUUCUGUCAAAGGAACCAGAUAUGUGUGUAUCCGCUGCUGUCCAUAGGGUUUGUUCAAAAGUAAGCAUAAUUUGGAACAAAAGGUUAAACUAAAGAAAAGAAUAAGUUAAUGUUCUCCUUAGUUUCACCGCUUGCAGAGUUAGACACAAUAGUUAAGUUAAUAAUUAAACCCUGUCAGAUGAAAAUGUCCAACUCCAAGUUGGACAUUUUGACCUUCUUUUACUUCACUCCUUCCUUUGACUUUGUGUAAUCCCCUAAACCACACAGCACUGUGCUGAAAACGGCUGUUAAGACUUAAAGAGUGUUGUGUUUAAGAAAAGAAAAGCUGCGGCUACAUCCAAGGUC